This is a messenger RNA of Megalops cyprinoides (Indo-Pacific tarpon), 1383 nucleotides long. RefSeq names its product G-protein coupled receptor 12-like. NCBI's taxonomy places the organism in Eukaryota, Metazoa, Chordata, Actinopteri, Elopiformes, Megalopidae. The record is from RefSeq and is a predicted model, not a curated record. Gene Ontology annotation, cellular component: membrane. The transcript has 2 exons. Gene Ontology annotation, molecular function: G protein-coupled receptor activity. The coding region runs from base 336 to 1292 and encodes 318 amino acids. Gene Ontology annotation, biological process: G protein-coupled receptor signaling pathway.
UGCUCCCAGCUAUCAGUCCGACGGUCUACAAGAGAGCUGUGACUCACCAGUAAUAGCCACGUAAAGCUCGCUGGACAGGAGAUACAAAACGGCGCACUGGAUCUUGUCGCAUUGCCAUUUCGACCAAAGCGCGGAGCACAAUACUCUGUUCCUCUACGAGAAAUGGAGAUCUCUAAGCUUUAAGGGUCUUAUAAACCACCUGCGUUUCCCUGCGAUUUUCACAUCUCUAACGGGAGACUGCUCUGCUGUGGACUCCUCGAACUUAUCUUGAAUGCUCACUCAACGGUAGCGCGUGCUUUUUAUUCGCACCUUUACCCAAAAUCAGGAGUCCCCUGAUGAACGCCAGCGAGUCCCAUGAUGGCUGGGUGGGGGGUGCAGAGGUGGACCUCUCCUCCACCCUCCCCCAGGAGCUGCCGCUCAACCCCUGGGAUGUGGUGCUGUGCGUGUCCGGCACCCUCAUCUCCUGUGAGAACGCCAUCGUGGUGGCUGCCAUCUUCUACACGCCCUCACUCCGCACACCCAUGUUCCUGCUCAUCGGGAGCCUGGCCACGGCGGACAUGCUGGCCGGGCUGGGUCUCAUCCUGCACUUCUUGUUCCGCUACAUCGUGCCCUCCGACGCCGUGCAGCUGGCCACCGUGGGGCUGCUGGUGGCCUCCUUCAGCGCCUCCAUCUGCAGCCUCCUGGCCAUCACGGUGGACCGCUACCUGUCCCUGUACAACGCGCUCACCUACUACUCGGAGCGCACGGUCACGCGCACCUACAUCAUGCUGAUCCUGACGUGGGGCGGGUCCAUUCUGCUGGGCCUGCUGCCGGCGCUGGGCUGGAACUGCCUGCGGGACAGCGGCUCGUGCAGCGUGGUGCGCCCGCUGACGCGCUCCAACCUGGCGCUGCUCUCGGGCUCCUUCCUGGUGGUGUUCGCCCUCAUGCUGCAGCUGUAUGCCCAGAUCUGCCGGGUGGUGUGCCGCCACGCUCACCAGAUCGCCCUGCAGCGCCACUUCCUGCCCUCCUCACACUACGUCACCACGAGGCGGGGCAUCUCCACGCUGGCGCUCAUCCUGGGCGCCUUCGCCAGCUGCUGGCUGCCCUUCGCCGUCUACGGGCUGCUAGGAGACGCCUCCUACCCGCCCCUCUACACCUACGCCACGCUGCUGCCCGCCACCUACAACUCCCUGCUCAACCCGCUCAUCUACGCCUUCCGCAACCAGGAGAUACAGAAAGUGCUGUGGGCCGCCUGUUGCGGCUGCCUGUGGCCCGGCUUCUCCUGCCGUUCCCACCCCCCCAGUGACGUGUAGCUGCUGGGAGGCACCCGUGAGGAACAAUGACCCCACACAAAGCUAGGCUCCUGACAUUGCAGCCAUAGGGUGGGGACUGUGGCACUUCCAG